Molecule: messenger RNA, 4217 nt
Organism: Pseudophryne corroboree (corroboree frog)
Lineage: Eukaryota; Metazoa; Chordata; Amphibia; Anura; Myobatrachidae
Gene: PEX14
Product: peroxisomal biogenesis factor 14
Exons: 9
Coding region: 52-1179 (375 amino acids)
Biological process (GO): protein import into peroxisome matrix, docking
Cellular component (GO): peroxisomal membrane; peroxisomal importomer complex
Molecular function (GO): signaling receptor binding
Source: RefSeq, a predicted model, not a curated record
CUUGCCUGCCUACGCUCGCUAGACUGAUGUUGUAAGUUCGGCAGUUGAUUGAUGGGGUCUGAGAAAAUGGCCUCCUCGGAUCAGGCUGAGCCUCCUGUCCAGGGUGGUCCCUUGCUGGCUAAUGAAAAGAGGGUUCCGAGAGAGCAGCUGAUUGCCACAGCGGUGAAGUUUCUCCAGAACCCCAGAGUCCGCCAGAGCCCGGUGUCCACCAGAAAAGACUUUCUGAAGAGAAAAGGACUAAGCGAUGAGGAGAUUGAGUUGGCGCUCCAGCAGUCUGGCACUGCCCACGAUGACCCACCACCACCUUUGGGUGUCCCGGGCCUACCCCAGCCAGGCCAUCCUCACCCGAUGGCAGUUCAACCAUACAGUCCCCCCAGCUCUCGCUGGAGAGAAUAUGGCGCGCUUGCUGUUAUUCUGGCCGGUAUAGCGUUUGGUUUCCACCAUCUGUACAAGAGGUACCUGCUCCCGCUGAUCAAUGGCAACAAGGAGAGCCGCAAACAGCUGCAGCGCAUCGAGUCCAGCGUGUCGGAGAUGAGUAGCAGCGUCACGCAGACAGUGACCCAGCUCCAGACAACGCUCGCUGCUGUGCAGGAACUGCUCCUACAGCAUCAACAGAAGAUCCAGGAACUGACCCAGGAGGUAACCGCUAGCAAGGCCUCCAAUUCCUCCAACACGAUUCUGGACUCACAGAACAUCCAGGAGCUGAAGUCUGAAAUUUACUCCCUGAAGGGGCUGCUUCUGAACAGGAGGCAGUUCCCGCCAUCCCCUUCCGCCCCUAAGAUUCCUGCCUGGCAAAUCCCGGUGAAGCCUCCCUCGUUGUCCAGCCAGGCGGUGCUGAACCACAACAGCAGCAGCGAUAUAUCGCCCGUCAGCAACGAGUCCAGCUCCUCUUCCCCUGUUAAGGAGAAUCACAGCCCCGAGGGGUCAAAGGUCAGCUCCCACCACAUGCCUAGCGCACGGGAGGAGGAUGCCGAGAUCGAUGUGCAGAGCCAGGUGCGCAUGGAAGUUCAGGGAGAGGAGGAGGGCGAAGAAGAAGAUGAAGAGGAGGACGUCGGGCAAGCCGAUGAAGAAGAUUGCAUUGGAGUCCAGACGGAGGAUCGUAGAGGUGGAGAUGGACAGAUAAAUGAGCAGGUAGAAAAGUUGCGCCGGCCAGAGGGCGCCAGCAACGGGAUGGACUAAUGGUAAAAGAUUGAUCCAAAUAGUCCUUUGAGCUGCCCCUACACCUUACUCUGACGUCUUUCAGGAGGGUCAUCCCCAGACUCCAGUCACCAGGGGUCUGUGUGAUAUCUGUGGUACAUUUCUAUACGCAGCUGCAGGAAGAGCCGGAUGUGGCGUGCGCUGCAAUGUGCGUCCAUCCAGCUUUCUUCUUGUUGCGUCUGUUCUCCUGUACUUCUGUGUCAGCGGCUGGCCGGCAGGAUCCAUCACCAGAAAUACAUCCUCUUUUCCAAUAAUAAUAGAGAUGAAAGAAAUGAGUGUUCCAAUAAUUAAGUUCAUGUUAAAUCACUUCUUGAUCUUCACACAACAUGCAAUCACUAUUCAGCGCACUACAGACGUGCAUGUGACAGCGGUGCCUGGCGCGUGUGAUGCCGCAUGUGUCUGAGGUUUCCAGUCUGAUUGGUAAAUAAAAUCAUACAAAGUAACACACUUAUUAUACGGUAUCAUUGUAUGAGUUUUAUAUCUUCUCGCUGUAACCAUCGCUGCAAUCCUCAAUCACUUUAUCUUCCGCGUCUCACAUGCUCAGUCAUACGUUAUUGCCCUGCGUCAUUUGUAAAUCAGUUCUCCCAAUUAAUGCGACGCCCCCAUCUCUUCACUGCCUGGUCCUAUGUAGUAACGUGUCCCUUUAACAGCAGAGCUGCCAUAGAAAACACUUAUUCACUUCUAAUGAUUUCACAUUCCUCUCCCUUCUCCCAUUUCGUCAUUGCCCUCCGCUGCGUUCCCAUUUUCUCCUCCACUGCCCUCCUUAUUUCCUCCUACGCUGCCCUCCCCAUUUCCUCCUAAGCUGCCCUCCCCAUUUCCUCCUAAGCUGCCCUCCCCAUUUCCUCCUAAGCUGCCCUCCCCAUUUCCUCCUCCGCUGCCCUCCUCAUUUCCUCCUCCGCUGCCCUCCCCAUUUCCUCCUCCGCUGCCCUCCCCAUUUCCUCCUCCGCUGCCCUCCUUAUUUCCUCCUCCGCUGCCCUCCCCAUUUCCUCCUCCGCUGCCCUCCCCAUUUCCUCCUCCGCUGCCCUCCCCAUUUCCUCCUCCGCUGCCCUCCUUAUUUCCUCCUCCGCUGCCCAUCUUAUUUCCUCCUCCGCUGCCCUCCUUAUUUCCUCCUCCGCUGCCCUCCUCUUUUCCUCCUCUGCUGCCCUCCCCAUUUCCUCCUCCGCUGCCCUCCCCAUUUCCUCCUCCGCUGCCCUCCUCAUUUCCUCCUCCGCUGCCCUCCUUAUUUCCUCCUCCGCUGCCCUCCUCUUUUCCUCCUCUGCUGCCCUCCUCUUUUCCUCCUCUGCUGCCCUCUCCAUUUCCUCCUCCGCUGCCCUCUCCAUUUCCUCCUCCGCUGCCCUCCUCAUUUCCUCCUCCGCUGCCCUCCUCAUUUCCUCCUCCGCUGCCCUCCUCUUUUCCUCCUCCGCUGCCCUCCCCAUUUCCUCCUCCGCUGCCCUCCCCAUUUCCUCCUCCGCUGCCCUCCUCAUUUCCUCCUCCGCUGCCCUCCUCAUUUCCUCCUCCGCUGCACUCCUCAUUUCCUCAUCCGCUGCACUCCUCAUUUCCUCAUCCGCUGCCCUCCCCAUUUCCUCCUCCGCUGCCCUCCUCUUUUCCUCCUCCGCUGCCCUCCCCAUUUCCUCCUCCGCUGCCCUCCUCUUUUCCUCCUCCGCUGCCCUCCCCAUUUCCUCCUCCGCUGCCCUCCCCAUUUCCUCCUCCGCUGCCCUCCUCAUUUCCUCCUCCGCUGCCCUCCUCAUUUCCUCCUCCGCUGCCCUCCUCAUUUCCUCCUCCGCUGCCCUCCUCAUUUCCUCCUCCACUGCCCUCCUCUUUUCCUCCUCCGCUGCCCUCCCCAUUUCCUCCUCCGCUGCCCUCCCCAUUUCCUCCUCCGCUGCCCUCCUCUUUUCCUCCUCCGCUGCCCUCCUCUUUUCCUCCUCCGCUGCCCUCCUCAUUUCCUCCUCCGCUGCCCUUCCCAUUUCCUCCUCCGCUGCCCUCCGCUGCUCUCCUCAUUUCCUCCUCCGCUGCCCUCCCCAUUUCCUCCUCCGCUGCCCUCCUCUUUUCCUCCUCCGCUGCCCUCCCCAUUUCCUCCUCCGCUGCCCUCCCCAUUUCCUCCUCCGCUGCCCUCCUCAUUUCCUCCUCCGCUGCCCUCCUCAUUUCCUCCUCCGCUGCCCUCCUCAUUUCCUCCUCCGCUGCCCUCCCCAUUUCCUCCUCCGCUACCCUCCCCAUUUCCUCCUCCGCUGCCCUCCUCAUUUCCUCCUCCGCUGCCCUCCCCAUUUCCUCCUCCGCUGCCCUCGUCAUAUGGCACUCUGUCUCCCUUUUCUCUUUGCCCCCCCCCCCCCUCGUUAACCUUCUAUGUUCACCUCCCCACUACCCUCCGUUCACACUCUGCUUCUUGUAUCCCUCUUUUUCUUCAUUUAUUCCUAUCCUUACCUAGUAACUUCACCCUCCUCCCUGAUUCUUCUCUGCUGUCCUCAUUUCAUUGUCUUACCAUAUACAAAUUUCUUCUCGUUUUAUCUUCUUUCUUCAUUAUGUCAUCAUGCUCCCGCCACCGCAUUUCAUCCUGUUCUUAAUUCAUCUCUUUCUCUGUGUUAAUAAAUGAAGGACUGUGUGUAAGCUUCCAUUCUGCGAAUAAUUCUUCUAUCCCUUAGUGCUAAUCACUCAUAUUGGCCCAAAGUCUCCGCCUGCUCAGUGAUAGGGCGUAAUGCUGGCUGUGGCUGGUUAUAUCGGGUGUUGGUACACAAGCUACAGUCACCCUCAGUAUCUGUUGUCGCUCUACCCCAUGGAACAAUUAAGCAAUGUUAGAAUCGGGACAAGUACAUAAAGAUAACAUCCAUGUUUUAGGUGAGGCUGAUGUGCUUUGAUAAAUACGAUCUGGAUAGUAGACCAUGUGUAUGACAGCCGAGCUGACUGGGGCGAGAAGAGGAAGAUCCACAUUCAUUGCAUGAGCGCAGCACGCCCUUUUCAUCAGCCAGCUCUGCUCGUUAGUGUGCUAAUGUAUAGAUUUCCAACUAUAAUUGUACAUAAUUGUAAUAAAGAUGAGUUACACUAUUUAA